UCCAUCUUCCCCUUGCCCCCACAGCUUGUUCUCCAAGUCGACUCAUCAUCAACAAAAACACACAUAUAACUAGGGUUCCUUUCCUCCUCAUCUCUCUCUCUCUCUCUAUCAUUCUGCAAAUCUCCCAGCACGUCUUUCUUCACUCUUCAGCUCUUAAACUCAAUCGUGAUACAAAUCAACAACAGAUUAGAUGGCAAGAUCUUCAAGUGGCACUAAAAAUGGAAUACGAAUCGUUGUUGCCGGAGACCGUGCCACCGGAAAAUCAAGCUUAAUCGUAACAGCUGUUUCCGAAACCUUUCCUACCAAUGUUCCACCUGUUUUACCCCCGUCUCGUCUCCCCGACGAUAUGUUCCCUGACCGUGUUCCCAUUACCAUCAUUGAUACUUCUUCUAGUGUUGAGCAGAGGAAUAAGGUUGGAGAGGAGAUGAGGCGAGCAGAUGCUGUUGUGCUUACUUAUGCAUGUGAUCGUCCUGAGUCUCUUGAUCGUUUGAGUACGUAUUGGCUUCCGGAGCUUCGUCGAUUAGAGGUGAGAGUUCCUGUUAUAGUUGUGGGCUGUAAGUUGGAUUUGAGGGAUGAGCAACAGCAAGUUAGUCUGGAGCAGGUUAUGUCUCCAAUUAUGCAGCAAUUUCGAGAGAUUGAGACUUGCAUAGAAUGUUCUGCGUCCAGACAUAUACAGAUCCCAGAGGUUUUUUACUAUGCCCAAAAAGCUGUACUUCACCCUACAGCACCAUUAUUUGAUCAGGAAACUCAAACAUUGAGGCCUCAAUGUGUCAGGGCGCUGAAACGCAUAUUUAUCUUGUGUGACCAUGACAAGGAUGGUGCACUAAGUGAUGCAGAGUUGAAUGAUUUCCAGGUCAAGUGCUUCAAUGCUCCUCUCCAACCUUCUGAAAUUAUUGGUGUUAAGAGGGUUGUGGAAGAAAAAUUGCCUGAAGGAGUCAAUGAUCGUGGUCUCACUUUGAGAGGGUUUCUAUUCCUUCAUGCACUUUUCAUAGAAAAAGGGCGGCUGGAGACAACAUGGACUGUCCUGAGAAAAUUUGGAUAUAAUAAUGAAAUCAGGCUAGAUGAUGAUUUUCUUCCACCUUCAUUCAAACGAGCGCCAGACCAGAGUGUUGAGUUGACAAAUGAUGCUGUUGAAGUCUUGAAAGGAAUAUUCAGUAUGUAUGACAACGAUAAUGAUGGUGCUAUCCGCCCCCCAGAUGUGGACGAUCUAUUUUCUACCGCACCAGAUUGUCCUUGGAGUGAAAGUCCAUACAAGGAUGCUGCGCCAACAACUGCAUUGGGAGGUUUGACAAUAGAUGGAUUUCUGUCAAAGUGGGCUCUUAUGACGCUUCUGGAGCCAGCUAAGAGCGUGGAGUAUCUGAAGUAUAUUAUGUAUGGUGGAGAUGCUUCUUCUGCCAUUCGUCUGACUAGGAGGCGGCGUACAGAUCGCAAGAAGCGGCAAUCUGAGAGAAAUGUUUAUCAGUGCUUUGUUUUUGGACCAAAGAAGGCCGGUAAAUCAGCCUUGCUGGAUGCUUUUCUUGGAAGGCCCUUCUCUGAUACUAAUGAUGCAAGCACUGAGGAGCGAUAUGCUGUAAAUGUCGUAGAAGGAUCCUCGGGAAGCAAGAAGUUCCUUGUUUUGAGAGAGAUACCUGAAGAUAAAGUUAAGAAAGUUCUUUCAGCCAAAGAUUCUUUAGCUGCUUGCGACAUAGCAAUUUUUGUAUAUGACAGUUCUGAUGAACUAUCAUGGAAAAAGACAGCUGAAUUGCUUGUCGAGGUUGCAGGCCAUGGCGAAGAUACUGGGUUUGAGGUCCCUUCCCUUAUUGUGGCCGCUAAAGAUGAUCUGGAUCCAUAUCCUAUGGCUAUCCAGGAUUCUACUCGGGUUAGCCAAGACAUGGGAACCGAAGCCCCAGUGCCUAUUAGUGCCAAAUUGGGGGACUUCAAUAACAUAUUCCGCAGAAUUGUGAGUUCGGCAGAGCGUCCUCAUUUGAGCAUUCCUGAGACUGAAGUUGGAAGAAGCAGAAAGCAAUACCAUCGUCUUGUCAACCGUUCCCUUAUGUUUGCUUCAGUCGGAGCAGUUGUCAUUGCCGGAUUGGCUGCUUAUCGUGUCUACGCAGCAAGGAGGAACAGUUCCAACUGAGAAGACGGAUAGAGAAGUGCGUGUGAAAUAUCUAUUUGCCUUGCUACCACCGUCUUUGGGCCUAGUAUGGGUGCCCUUUGCCGGAUAUUUAGAGACCCACACCCAUUGUCCUUUUGUAGUUCAAAAUCUUUGAUAGAUUUCAGGUUUUGUAUUUUGGAUUGUUUUUAUGGUAGUGUAUAGUGAUCUAAUUUUAGUUGAGUGCACAAUCUGUGCAAUAAUUACUUUUGCCAAGAAUAUACUUUGUUUGCAUGGUUCAACGUAAAGUUGAUUGGUGCGAGAAAUGUUAUAUUUUCUGGUGUGGGCCACCAGAAACGUAGCACUUUUCCACAGAACACUAAAUGGAUCCUUUCUGGACCUGGCAAAACUAGGUUGUACACCCAAAUAACUCUAUAUAGGUAGGAAUUUACUGUAUUCCAAAUCAAUUUUGAUCC
Molecule: messenger RNA, 2547 nt
Organism: Beta vulgaris subsp. vulgaris (sugar beet)
Lineage: Eukaryota; Viridiplantae; Streptophyta; Magnoliopsida; Caryophyllales; Amaranthaceae
Product: mitochondrial Rho GTPase 1
Exons: 15
Coding region: 191-2116 (641 amino acids)
Biological process (GO): small GTPase-mediated signal transduction; regulation of mitochondrion organization; mitochondrion organization
Cellular component (GO): mitochondrial outer membrane
Molecular function (GO): calcium ion binding; GTP binding; GTPase activity
Source: RefSeq, a predicted model, not a curated record